Molecule: messenger RNA, 1413 nt
Organism: Hemisphaericaspora subhashii
Lineage: Eukaryota; Fungi; Ascomycota; Pichiomycetes; Serinales; Debaryomycetaceae
Exons: 1
Coding region: 1-1413 (470 amino acids)
Biological process (GO): proteolysis
Molecular function (GO): peptidase activity
Source: RefSeq, a predicted model, not a curated record
AUGGUAAACUACGAGAUAAUUGAUCUGUUCCAGACUAAAGGAAUUGUCAAUCAAAGGGUUUGUUUCGAAGUACCAUUACAAUACAACAACAGCAAAGAUCUGACUACAAUUAAAGUAGCUAUCAACAUUACUCAAAAAUAUGAUGAAUCACUCUUCCAAUCAGGAUCUGCAGCCGCUUUGGACAAGAUAGUUCUCCCCCAGAACCCAAAAUUGAUUGUUUAUCUCCAAGGAGGUCCCGGAUAUCCUUGUCAAGUACCCACUUCCAACUCAGGUAAGGAGAAAGUACUCUUGGAAAGGGGAUAUCAGAUUGUAUUCCUUGACCAAAGAGGUACUGGAUUAAGUACUCCCAUUGAAGGUGAUUCCUUUGAGGAAUUGGUCCGGAAACGCUACAACGACGAUUAUUCCGUCGAGAAUCAACUUGAAUAUAUCUUAAAUUUCCGGGCUGAUAGUAUUGUAGAAGAUUUGGAGGUUAUUCGUAAGGAAUUGAUUCCAAAUCAGAAAUGGUCUCUCUUGGGACAAUCAUAUGGUGGAUUUAUUACUUUUGCUUAUCUUUCCAAAUAUUCACAAUCUUUAAAGGAGGUUUUAAUCACGGGAGGAAUUCCACCUAUUGGGUUUAGUGUUGAUGAGAUUUAUCAAGCAACUUAUGAACGGACAAAAGAGAGGAAUGUUCAUUAUUAUAAUAAAUUCCCGCAAGAUAAAGCUAAGGUAGCUGCUAUUUGUCAAUAUCUUUCCACCACUAGGGUUAUAUUACCCAAUGAAGGUAUUUUAUCCGUAGAAAGAUUCCAACAAUUGGGAUUAAUAUUUGGUGCAACUGGAGGUACUGAUAGAUUACAUGAAAUUGUCACGAAAUUCUAUUAUGAUCUCCAAUUUGGACAACCAACUUAUCAAAUCCUUAAUACCAUCCAAAACGAAUUGGGAUUUGAUACCAAUGUUAUCUAUGCGUUGUUUCAAGAAGCCAUUUAUUGUGAUGGUAAUAUCGAACUGCCAACAAAUUGGGGUGCCAACAGAUUAAGAAACAUCGAAGGUAAUGAGAAAUUUAUCAAGAAUGACCAUGAAGUCUAUUUCACGGGUGAAAUGGUUUAUAAAUCUAUGUUUGAAGAUUAUAGUGAAUUACGUAAGUUCAAAAACUUGGCUGAUCGAUUACAUCAAAAUACAAAAUGGAGCCGCUUGUAUGAUGUUGAGCAUUUGAAGACUGUUGACUGGAACAAAGUUCCUGUUGUUGCUGCCACAUAUUUCGAUGAUCAAUAUGUUGAUUUUGGUUUAAGUAGGGAAGCUAAGAAACGUGCAUUCAACAACAAUGGAAAUUUGAAACAAUAUAUCACGAGUGAACAUUUCCAUAAUGGACUUAGAGCUGAUCCUGAAAAGGUAUUAGGAGCAUUGUUUACUUUACUUGAUAACGGCGAUUUAGAUUAA